UUAAAGUCAAAAUCGAUCGAUGGUGCGUCAAAAUAGCGUAAAAAUCGUGUGUGGAUCAUGGUGGGCAAGCAGCAAACGAACCCUGCAUUAGUGCCCUCUCUCCAAGUUACGCACGAAAACAGAACAGAUCGCGCUUGGGGAGCUUGCGUAUCUCUUCACGGUGCAAGUCGCGCAUCGCUUAUGCUCAGGUUUCUCAGUAUUGUUUCGGUGCUUCUAAAGUUUGCAUGUUUUGUGUACGGUUUAAUCGCGUCUGAAUACCCGUGUAUCCAUCGUAUCCGGACCCGGGGUGCUCCGAAUGCUGUUGUUAUCACCACAGUACGUCGCGCGUAAAGAGACGUAAAAUAGCAGUCUCUUAAAAUAUUUGGAUGCCUGAACCUGAAAGCAUUCACAAAGAGGAACAAGCAAGAAGUUAAACGUGGAAAGAAUUUGCGUUUGGUUUCGGUUCUGCGGUACGAAAUGUAUUUACGGCAAAAAGGUUAAUUCAAGCAAAACAGUGCGGAAGUUUGUGUUGUGAAGAGAAUGACCAACAAUUCGCCGAUUGUUCCAGUAUUUACCUUGACCAAGAAAUAUACGAAACGCCUUGGAAGGGUUUCUCUCUUUUCCUCUCGGAGGUGGUUAAUUGUGGAAGAUCGUGAGUGAAACGCACUAGUGAUAGAAAGAUCGACAAAGAUGUGAGUGUUUUUGAGUAGUAGCUUUCUUUGGAGCAACAUUUCAACCAGUAUAAUCGUGUCUUUAUGAAAUUAUGUUUUGUUAAAAGGAGAUAAAAUGCGUAGUGUUAAGUUUAAGUAGUUUUCGUGUAUAUUAGUCACUAUCAUCGAGUGUGUUUUAUAUGAAUGUAUCGUUUUAGUGCAUGAAAACAUAACUUCGAUUUCGAUGAUCGAUCGUUUUACCUGAAAACGUGAAUUAUUGAUUGUGCAAGUGUGUGAACAAGGAUCAAAUUUCACCUUCUACAACCUACCGCUACGGCUUCAUCUCGGUCAAUCAACAGGCCACCUUGCUUGACUCGAUUUUGCUCGAUUUGCCCGUUUGCCUGUAAAGGAUGCCAUUCGACUAAAAAUAGAUUCAUCAUACCCGUGGUAGAGCGUAGAGUGCCAUAUCAGUGCCCACCACGUAGAAACACACGAUGUGGUACAACUGUUUGAGAAGAAAGCGGCGAAAGUGAUAUUUCUUUUUACUACAAACUACUUAUCAAACUACGUUUAAACAACGCAGCGCUACUUCAUUGAUUCCAGUGUGUGCAAAAAAGUCUGUGAUAGUAUUAAACACCGAAAGCUUUAUGCCAUUAUCUUAAAGCAUUAACCACAGUGCCACGCCGAGUGUUUGAGCGAAAAGUAGUAUUACAUGUUACAAAGCGUAUUCCACCGUUUCAUGAGGCUGUUUUGUAAUUUCACGUUAGUUUAAGUUCGAAUGAGUUUUUUUUAUUGUUCUAUAUCAACUUAAAACCCAGCUUAUAAGCAGAAGUCGCAAUGUGUAAUUGCUGCAAAUGUAUUUUUAGUUGCUGGGAAGACUUUUAUUGGAAUUGUAUCGAAGAGAAAUUCUGUUUCGACGAAUCAUUAGUUAACUACGACCCGGAAGAGGAUGAACAUGCGGCUAAGAACAAAAACAAAAACGGCUAUUAUGGCAGCACGACGGGCGACUCGGGAGAGAACAACAAUGCACCGAUCUGCCGGCAGCCGGGUGUUUCAUCCGGUGGCAGCAUUGCCCGCAACAUGUCGAUGAGUUCCAAAAUACACGAGGACGAUCUGCGCCGCGAAAUUCAAACCAACGUUCCAAUGCUGGCACCGGAAGUGAUGGCCAUCUUUGCUAAUUCGCAAAUUUUCCAGUCGAGCGCACCACCGAAACAGCAGACGUCGAAAGCGACCACCUCACCGGCGUCGGUGAAGUUUGCCAUUUCCGAUUCCGGUUCACCGAUCGAGGUGACACCGGUGGCCAACAACACCGCCAGCAAACAGGUCACCGAUGAAACGUCUGCGGCAAUGCACGUCGAUGGUGCCGGAGGUCGUGAACUGAGCUCCGAUAAGCUACUGCAGCGGCUCGAAGGUUCUACCAGCGGCGGCAGCAUGUCGGACGAACGUGACAGUCGAGUCGUUGUUAUUCCAGCUAUCGUCGAGGAGGAGGACGGAUCAGAUGAGCAAUCGGGAGAUUCGGAGGUCGUCUUGCGACCACCACGUAACUUCUCCGAGCUGAGUCUAUCGAAAUCGAUUCCGAACAACAAGACGAUAAGCCUUCUGCAGGCAGAAAUGCCAUACUUUUCGAUUCGACCGGCUAGCGAGAAUGAUAUCUUUACGAUAUCCUCCGGUGCUGGGGGUGGCAGCGGUGGUGGAAGCGGUGGAGCUGGUGGUGCAGGAGGUAGUACGUACAACUCCAUCAGUAUGACUCCAGAGGUUCCUGCCAUUUCGUUCUCGAACCUACCGAAGAACUACCUAGAGACGCCCGUUAUCGAGAAGUACCGUGAGUCGGUGAGCCUGUACUCGAUUCAAACGGCCGGUAUUAACAGACAGUCGCAGACGGAUGAUCUAUCGAUGCCACGGUACUAUGGCAAAUCGGAUCUGUUUGUGUCCGGCAUAGAUCGAGCCAACAGUCGCAGCGCCGAUGCGGUAGAGAUAGAUCAUUCCGAGGACGGAAGUGGUUCGCUGUCGCUUAGUAGUAGCUCACUGGCUAAGGGACGUGCCAGAAACGUGGAACGCAGCAAACGCCUGAUGAACCUACGCACGGCAUUACCUCCGUUGAAUCUGGGACUGGUGCGUGGUAGUUCGGCAUCAAAUUUGCGCGAUCGGCGGGAAGCUCGCGAAUCACGCGAACGUGACAAAUCGGCCAAAAUCAAGGAAGGGCUACGUGUUUAAGGCAUUGUUUCGGCUACAUUUACUUAAAGCAGAAGAGAGAAAGAACUUUGUGUGCCAAGUACAGUAUACGUGGAGGUGUUUCACCAUCCGAUAAACGAUUGUUGCUUAACAAUUAGUUGUUUUAUUAUUAGAAAUAAUUUGUUGUCGUAGUUUUAGGAAAGAUGCGCAAGUUAUUAAACAAACGAAAAAGCAAGUGUUCAAUUGCUUUCUCCUCUUUUUUAGGGGUGAAGGUGAACGAAUAGAUUCCACAGCUACAAUUGUAAGAUACAUUUCAAUAAAUUUUGGUAUUAAAUACUACAUAGGUUAUAAUUGAAAUCGAAAAACCAAAA
Anopheles funestus (African malaria mosquito) is the source of this 3172-nucleotide messenger RNA. RefSeq lists its product as uncharacterized. The record is from RefSeq and is a predicted model, not a curated record. Lineage: Eukaryota; Metazoa; Arthropoda; Insecta; Diptera; Culicidae. The transcript has 7 exons. Bases 1467 to 2843 code for a protein of 458 amino acids.